Rosa chinensis is the source of this 2572-nucleotide messenger RNA. RefSeq names its product putative cyclic nucleotide-gated ion channel 8. The transcript has 8 exons. Gene Ontology annotation, biological process: transmembrane transport; potassium ion transport. Gene Ontology annotation, molecular function: voltage-gated potassium channel activity. NCBI's taxonomy places the organism in Eukaryota, Viridiplantae, Streptophyta, Magnoliopsida, Rosales, Rosaceae. The record is from RefSeq and is a predicted model, not a curated record. The coding region runs from base 224 to 2428 and encodes 734 amino acids. Gene Ontology annotation, cellular component: membrane.
AUCAGCUUUCGAUCAAUUCCUUAUCACCCGCCUUCCUCUCUCGGAAUCGCCCACCUUCUUUAUCCUCCUCAAACUCUAAUCCCUACAGUAUCUUCCAAACAAAAACAUUAGUACAUUAUUGUUACAGAAUGAAAGCUGAAUCUACCAAUCGGAUGAUGCGAUUUGGGACUUGCCUGCUGGUUCUCCCAUCCUAGUCUGGUAUCUAUGUGACCGAUUGUACAAAAUGUACAAGUCGCAGUUUAUUGGAGGUCAGAAAGAGAAAUUUGUGAGGUUAGAUGAUUUGGAUUCUACAACGUCAAUGAGUUCAGAUACUGGUAAAGUGAAGAAAUGUGGAUUUAAUAUAGAGGGACUGGCUUUUACUGAUCGUAGAAAAAGACAAUCAAAGUCCGUUAAUUUUGGAUUUCCGAGGGGAUCAGAUGGACUAAAGACAUUUGGUAGAUCAAUAAGAACUGGGGUCAGCCGUGCAGUGUUUCCAGAAGAUCUUAAAGUUUCGGAUAAAAGGAUAUAUGAUCCACAAGACAAGUCCCUCCUGUUGUGGAACAGGCUUUUUGUCAUAGCAUGUAUCUUUGCUAUAUCCAUUGAUCCUCUGUUCUUUUAUCUCCCGAUAUUCGAUCAAGAGCAGGAAUGCCUCUCUAUCGAUAGAAGAGUAGCAACAACAUCUUUAACUAUGAGAUCUUUAAUAGAUGUUUUCUACCUUUUUCGCAUGGCUUUACAGUUUCGUACAGCUUAUAUUGCACCAUCAUCUCGGGUGUUCGGAAGAGGUGAACUUGUGAUAGAUACUUCACAGAUAGCACAGCGAUAUCUACACCGUUACUUCUUUGUUGAUCUUGCUUCUGUGCUGCCCGUACCACAGAUUGUGGUUUUUAUAUACUUGCAUGGAAAUGGUGCAGCAGUACUGUCUACGAAACAAGCAUUGCUAUAUGUUGUCUGGGUUCAGUUACUGCCUAGAUUUGCCCGCUUACUAGCUUUAAACUCAGACCUUAAGAAGAGUGCGGGUUCUUUCGCCGAAAGUGCUUGGGCUGGGGCUGCAUACUAUUUGCUUUGGUUUAUGCUUGCUGCUCAAGUCACUGGGGCUGCCUGGUACUUAUUAGCUGUAGAACGAUAUGACACAUGCUGGCGGGAAGCUUGUCAUAAGAGUGGAAAAUGUCGAGUAGAAUUUUUGUACUGUGGCAGUGAGGGAAUGAAGGGAUACAAUGAGUGGGGCAAAAUCAAAGGGGAUGUUCUAAAAAAGAGCUGCAGCGGUUCAGAUGAUGACCCCGACGGCUUUAACUUUGGAAUCUUCAAAAACGCUGUAUCUUCAGGAGUUAUUUCAUCGACUGUCUUUUUCGAAAAGUUUUUAUACUGCUUGUGGUUUGGAUUAAAAAGUUUAAGUACGCUUGGCCAGGGGCUUGAGACCUCUACCUAUUAUCUGGAGAAUAUAUUUUCCAUAUGGAUAGGCAUUUUUGGCCUCAUCCUGUUUGCCCUUCUGAUUGGAAAUAUACAGACCUAUCUUCAGUCUCUCACAAUUCGUCUUGAGGAGAUGAGGAUUAAAAGGCGUGACUCUGAGCAGUGGAUGCACCAUCGCUGGCUUCCACAGGAUCUUAGAGAAAGGGUUCGGCGCUACGAUCAAUAUAAAUGGUUGGAGACUCGAGGUGUAGAUGAGGAGAGCAUUGUCCAGACUCUCCCAAAAGAUCUCAGGAGGGACAUUAAACGGCAUCUUUGCUUGAAUUUGGUCAGAAGGGUGCCUCUUUUCGCCAAUAUGGAUGAGCGGUUGCUUGAUGCGAUCUGUGAGCGUCUGAAACCAAGUUUAUGCACAGAGAGUACAUUUAUAGUCCGGGAAGGGGACCCUGUUGUUGAGAUGUUAUUCAUCAUACGUGGUCGCCUAGAAAGUGUAACCACAGAUGGUGGUAGGAGUGGAUUUUACAACAGUGGUUUGCUCCAGGAAGGUGACUUUUGUGGAGAAGAGCUCCUAACAUGGGCACUGGACCCGAAAGCAGGCUCUAACUUACCAUCAUCUACUCGAACAGUGAAGGCUUUAACUGAGGUUGAGGCAUUUGCUUUGGAAGCAGAGGAGUUGAAAUUUGUUGCCAGUCAGUUUAGGCACCUUCAUAGCAGACAGGUUCAGUACACCUUCCGGUUUUACUCACAGCAAUGGAGGACUUGGGCGGCCUGCUUUAUCCAAGCUGCUUGGCGCCACUACAGGAGAAAAGUGGCGGCAGAAAAACAAAGAGAGGAGGAAUUUGGAUACAGUGAUGGAGAUGAUGAUGGUGGUGGUGGCGGCGGUGAUUUUAAAAGCGGUUCUGGUAAAUAUGCGCUUGGUGCCGCAGUCUUUGCAUCCCGCUUUGCAGCAAAUGCUCUUCGUGGUCAUAGGCUUCGCAGUGAAAGCACCAGGGGGCUACUGCUGCAGAAGCCCUCUGAACCUGACUUCUCGGCUUAUGAUGAUAAAUAAUCCAAGUCUUUAAUCCAAGAGCUGGGAAAACUUUUGCCAGCUCCGAUGUAUAUAAUAUAUACAACUUAGGCACUCACGCAAACGAUGCCAUAGCAUGUUUCCGGAGCAGUUUCACAUUAUAUGGCUAAUAUACUAUGGCAGCAA